Messenger RNA from Melopsittacus undulatus (budgerigar), 1835 nucleotides. It is a transcript of the gene COTL1, whose product is annotated as coactosin like F-actin binding protein 1. The transcript is spliced from 4 exons. Gene Ontology annotation, molecular function: actin filament binding. NCBI's taxonomy places the organism in Eukaryota, Metazoa, Chordata, Aves, Psittaciformes, Psittaculidae. Gene Ontology annotation, biological process: regulation of actin filament polymerization. Bases 81 to 509 code for a protein of 142 amino acids. Gene Ontology annotation, cellular component: actin filament; site of polarized growth; cortical actin cytoskeleton. The record is from RefSeq and is a predicted model, not a curated record.
GCAGCAUCAACAUCAGCAGCGGACCCCCCCGCUCAGCUCCGCGCCCCGCUCACCCCCCCCUUCCCAGCACAGACGGUCCCAUGGCCACCAAAAUCGACAAAGAGGCGUGCAGGGAGGCGUACAACCUCGUCAGGGAUGAUGCCACCGACGUGAACUGGGUGACUUUUAAAUACAACGGCUCUACCAUCGUCCCCGGAGACCAAGGGGUAGACUAUGAAACCUUUAAAAGGAAGUGCACGGAUGAUGUUAGAUUGUUUGGCUUUGUCCGAUUCACCACCGGGGAUGCCAUGAGCAAGCGAGUCAAGUUUGCCCUUAUCACUUGGAUUGGAGAGGAUGUCAGUGGCCUGCAGAGAGCCAAAACUGGGACUGAUAAGACUCUGGUCAAAGAAGUAGUACAGAACUUUGCCAAAGAAUUCGUGAUCAGUGACCACAAAGAGCUGGAUGAGAAUUACAUCAAGAGUGAGCUGAAGAAAGCCGGGGGGGCUAAUUAUGAUGCACAGAAUGAGUAAACAUACCAACCUCCUGGCACCAUCACCUGGGUCUGACAGGGGGAGGAAAGGCACAACAAGCUAACAACUGAGAGAUGAGGCAACUGAACCCCCCAGCUUUCUGUGUGUGCACACAAGAACUCCCUUUUUCACAUACGGUGGACUUUCCAUUCCAUAUCAUGAAACGUCACUCUUGGGGUGUUUGUUUUUCUCUUUUCUCCAUUUUUUUUUUACUCAUAACUCUGUGGGUGUUCUCACAUCUGUGGAAUUUAGGUUUGUAUCUGCUUUUGGUGUUUUUCAGCAUUGUGUUUGUAGAGGCUUGCCACUGUGUCCUUCUUCCUGUGCAUGCAUGUCUGUGUCUUUUAGUUGGGCUCAAACCUGGUUUCUGAGGGAAGAAAGUUUUGGGGGAGUUCUAAACAUCGAUUAAUUUUUCUAAAUUCCUUCAGGUUGAUAUUCUUGGGGAUAAUGCUUUUUGCUCUGCUGUGCUCAGAUCAACUUGAGCCAACUUCACUGAAACAUUGAUUAAAUUGUCUAAGUUUAAAUGUCCAGCUGAGAUGUACUCUAGGUUACCCUGCUCUUGCAGGGGGGUUGGAGGAGAUGAUCUUUCGAGGUCCCUUCCAACCUUUGUGAUUCUAUGAGAUGUUAUCAAACAGCUUCAACAACAAAGCAAACAAAAUUCUUCAGCUCCUAAAUGGGAAACAGUUUGCCUUAAACAUUGCUUGACAGUUGCUAUGCUCUGUGCUGCAUCUCCAUCCCUCCCUCUUCAAAAUACGAUCCAUCAUGAUCCAGAUGUAGGGAUUUUGUUGAUUUUCAGAGGUAUCAAGGCACAGUAAACCGAGUGGCUUAGAAAUGUCUGAACACUUGUUCACUAUUUUGUGUACAUUGGUCUCUGGGUUUAUAUUUGACUUUCUUAAUGCUGGGGCUCAGGAGGUAAAACUGAAAUGCACAGAUUUCCUUUUUAAAUGGAGUCUGCAAACAGCGCAGCCACUGAAUCCUAGCAGCCUUUUCUUGCCCAUGUGCUCCCUGCUCUUUAAGCAGUUAAACACAACACCCUCAGUUAUCUGGGGCCUUUAGGAAGUGAACUUUCCUCUAGCAAUGAGUACGGGAUAGAGCGCAGCAGCUCUAUUUAUGUGGGGAUAAUACAUUCAACAGCAAAGACCCAGAGAGAAGCUGGGCGCUGUUUGUUUUGUAUCAACCUGUUUGUCUGGGGGGCUUCUUUGUAUGGCUUUUUCAUUUUUCAUCAAAUGUAAUUGUCUUCAGAAUUACAUGUAGAAGGGAACUAUGUUGUACUGGGGCUUGGGAGUCUUGCUAUAAACCCAUGACAGAAAUAAAUGUUUUUCAAAAACA